CCUAAACCCUAUCAAAAUUUGCAUUGCAGAUAACAAAAUACCUUCACUUUCUACUAUUAUCCAAAAAUGCAUCUCCCUUUGCUCUUCAUCCUACCACUCCUCUUCAUCUCCUCUCAGGCUGCAGUACUGGAUUUCUGUGUUGCAGACUUAUCAUUGCCUAAUGGGCCUGCAGGCUAUUCAUGCAAGAAGCCUGCCAAAGUCACUGAAAACGAUUUCGUGUACCAUGGCUUGGCCACUGCCGGAAACACUACCAACAUUAUCAAAGCUGCCGUGACACCGGCCUUAGACGCCCAAUUUCCAGGUGUAAACGGCCUCGGUAUUUCCUUAGCGCGGAUCGACCUGGCGGCCGGCGGUGUCAUUCCCUUCCACACCCAUCCAGGAGCAUCAGAAAUCCUGGUUGUCAUCCAGGGAACAAUUUAUGCAGGUUUUAUAUCGUCCUUCGACAAUGUAGUUUACCUCAAAACUCUUCAAAAAGGGGAUAUUAUGGUAUUCCCUCAAGGAUUAUUGCACUUCCAAUUGAAUGCUGGUAAGAUUCCAGCAAUCGCAUUUGCUAGUUUUGGCAGUUCAAAUCCAGGUCUCCAAAUAACAGAUUUUGCCUUCUUUAAGAAUGAUUUGCCGACUGAAGUGCUUGCCUUGACUACUUUUCUCGACAUUGAACAGAUCAAGAAACUCAAGGGUGUUCUUGGUGGCACGAACUGAUGGAAUUCUAUGAAGAGCAAUUUGUCAUUUCGUUUCUGCUAAUUAAUCUUGAUUUUCUCAUAAUCAUAUCGCAAACUGUGUCGAUUUGGAAAUGUAAUUUGUAGUCUCUGUCAUUUGCUUUCUCGUUUUGCUUUUAGAUGCCAAAUUAUGUUAAGUCUAAUUUAAAGUAUUUGUCCUAAGUAUCAAAUCACUUCCUCGCCUGUUUAUUUCA
Olea europaea var. sylvestris is the source of this 910-nucleotide messenger RNA. Its product is annotated as auxin-binding protein ABP20-like. Gene Ontology annotation, cellular component: cell wall. The transcript has a single exon. Bases 67 to 699 code for a protein of 210 amino acids. The record is from RefSeq and is a predicted model, not a curated record. NCBI's taxonomy places the organism in Eukaryota, Viridiplantae, Streptophyta, Magnoliopsida, Lamiales, Oleaceae. Gene Ontology annotation, molecular function: manganese ion binding.